AUGUCACAGAACUUGACUGAGGAGCAAAUAGCAGAGUUCAAGGAGGCGUUUGCCCUUUUUGACAAGGACAACAGCGGUUCCAUUUCAUCGAGCGAGCUAGCUACUGUAAUGAGAUCGCUCGGACUCUCCCCCAGUGAGGCCGAGGUCGCUGAUCUAAUGAACGAAAUCGACGUGGACGGUAAUCACAACAUCGAGUUCAGCGAGUUUUUGGCACUUAUGUCGCGGCAGCUCAAGUCGAACGACUCAGAGCAGGAGUUGCUCGAGGCGUUCAAGGUGUUCGACAAGAACGGCGACGGCUUGAUCUCCGCGGCAGAGUUAAAGCACGUGCUCACGUCGAUCGGAGAGAAGCUAACCGACGCCGAGGUGGACGAAAUGCUCAGAGAGGUCAGCGACGGAUCUGGGGAGAUCAACAUCAAGCAAUUUGCGGCGUUGCUGUCAAAAUAA
Messenger RNA from Eremothecium gossypii ATCC 10895, 444 nucleotides. It is a transcript of the gene CMD1, whose product is annotated as calmodulin. The transcript has a single exon. Gene Ontology annotation, molecular function: calcium ion binding. Gene Ontology annotation, cellular component: myosin II complex. Bases 1 to 444 code for a protein of 147 amino acids. The record is from RefSeq and is marked provisional. Lineage: Eukaryota; Fungi; Ascomycota; Saccharomycetes; Saccharomycetales; Saccharomycetaceae.